This is a messenger RNA of Fragaria vesca subsp. vesca, 1031 nucleotides long. RefSeq names its product HVA22-like protein a-like. NCBI's taxonomy places the organism in Eukaryota, Viridiplantae, Streptophyta, Magnoliopsida, Rosales, Rosaceae. The transcript has 5 exons. Bases 205 to 726 code for a protein of 173 amino acids. The record is from RefSeq and is a predicted model, not a curated record.
ACCUUAGAAAUUUAUAAGACGGUAUUGUUUAUUAGCGUCGCUAUAAACACACUAGUCGCUCUCCUCUCAGAACAGAAGCACACUAGUAGCUGAACACACAACUUCAUAAGCUGACAAAGGCAAAAGAAAAAAGCAAAAGAGAACCCAAGCUUUUUCCAGAAGCUUCAGUUUCAGUUCUGAGUUGCAGACAUUGAGAACUCGGAGAUGGGAUCUGGUGCCGGAAGUUUCCUCAAAGUUCUCCUUAAAAACUUCGAUGUUCUUGCCGGGCCUGUGGUUAGUUUGGUUUACCCUCUGUACGCCUCAAUUAGGGCUAUAGAGACCAAAUCUGCAACUGAUGACCGCCAAUGGCUUACUUAUUGGAUUCUCUAUUCUAUGAUUACACUCUUUGAGCUCACCUUUGCCAAACUUAUUGAGUGGAUCCCAAUCUGGUCAUAUGCCAAGCUGAUCAUGACUUGCUGGUUGGUCAUCCCAUACUUCAGUGGUGCUGCAUAUGUCUAUGAACACUAUGUCAGGCCGUUUUUCCUCAACCCACAACAGACGAUCAAUAUUUGGUAUGUUCCAAGGAAGAAGGAUGGCUUUAGUAAGCCAGAUGAUGUUCUAACAGCUGCAGAGAAGUACAUUGAAGAGAAUGGUACUGAAGCAUUCGAGAAACUCAUUCAUAGGUCUGACAAGUCCCAAAGGAGUGGAGGAUCCAUCUUUGAUGAUGAUCAUAGGUACUACUACUGAGGCUCGUUCUUGCAACACGUUUUCAAUGUCAUGUGGUUCCUUGGUGGAGUAAACAAGAUUUAGCCCUGAUCCUUUCAUGCCCUCUACUUAGGUCUUGCUUUGUUUUUGUUUGUUUGUAAAGGAAACUCAACGAUCCUUGCUAUAUGUAAUUAAUCGUGGUUUGAUAUUAUUUUCUUAAUUAGAUUAUAAUUUCUUCCAUGACCUUAUUUCAUUUUCUUUGCCUUAAAUUGUGAAUCCUGAGCUUGUGGAUUGAAUUAUUGUGGUAUCAUGCCUAGAAUGUACAGUGCAUCUUGGUAAGCUCCUGC